Messenger RNA from Kwoniella botswanensis, 1503 nucleotides. RefSeq lists its product as uncharacterized. The transcript has 3 exons. The coding region runs from base 1 to 1503 and encodes 500 amino acids. The record is from RefSeq and is a predicted model, not a curated record. NCBI's taxonomy places the organism in Eukaryota, Fungi, Basidiomycota, Tremellomycetes, Tremellales, Cryptococcaceae.
AUGGGUUUGAUAGCUCUUUUCACGUUCGUUCGAUGGUUCGUUUGCCGUCAUACUCACAAAGUACUUGGACCAAAACCAAAAUUAGAACGAAAGGCGAAUACAGAUAUCGAUGCUCGACCUUCGCGUCCACUUCCUACUUUGCCUGAUGAAAUUUGGCGAGAUAUCUUUUUGUUGGUCGCUGAACCGACUUACAACACUCCUCCAUGCUGGCAAAGAGGUUACGACGGAUACAUGAUGACUGGUGGAAACACUUCUACCGGUAAAGAUCUAGCAACGUGUAUGAGACUUUCAACAACAUUCAAUAGAGUCGCUUCCGACAUACUCUAUAACGAGAUUACCACUUCCGACCCAUAUAGGUUCUUCUACGGUAUCGAUCUUACACCCCCUGUGGGUAACAGGAUAUCGAAGGUCCAAUGUCUGUCUAAAGUCAAGCGUAUCUCCCUGGUAUAUCCUGAAUCCUAUUCGAAAUCUACUCCAUCUUUCUCAGGUGAUUUUGAAUGGAUGAACCUCUCGAUUUAUAGGAUGCCACAAAGUCAGGAAGAUAUGAAGUACGUCAAGAUGUACCUUCAAGCUUUGGAUAGCGCAUCGCAUGCGUAUCAAUUAUUGGCAAAGCUCAGAACGGAAGGAUCGAUGGAGUUGGGGGUUAAAAUGGGAAAUAUCGGAAAUAUUAUGAUUGGUAAAAUGCCUUACAUGGCUACCAACUGCCUUUGGUUAUUUAACAAAACUGCUAUUGGGAAAUUAUCAGGUGCGAAACCUAAACCUUCUCUUGAGGAUAAAAUUGUCAAAGAUUUACUGGAAAGAAAAGGAGAAAUCUCAAUGGGAUUAUCAAGAGAAUUGGCUCAUAACACCUCGUCCAGUCAAUAUCGACAAGUAUGCUAUCAUUCGAAUUUCGGUCCCUGGAGUUAUCUUCCUUGUCCAUCUCCACAUCCAGUGAUCUCAGGAGAGACCAAAUAUGCUCCGACACAAAUCAACGUAUUUAUGAACAAUACGGGAAAAUUCUUCGGCAAAUCGCCAUACAUCUUUCAAGGUACAACGAACAAUUGGAUCGUUUGUAAAAGUCUUUUCCCCCCUUAUUCGGCUAAUCAAUGGACAUCUUCGAUUGACGAACGACUCAGCUUCGUCGUACAAGCAUUACUCGGACACUUCCGAAAGAUCAUCUCAAAAUUUGCAAACAAGUUGCCAAACCCUCAAGGAGCAAAGGACAACAGAAUCAGACACACAAGGUUGAAUAUUAUCUUACCUGUUGAUUUUAACGUGCUCAGAAUCGUAGCGAACGACCUCAAGUGGAAUACUAAUCCAACGGUCACAACUCUUACCAGAGGUGGAGCUUCACAAAAAGAUAGAAUGUUUGUAUAUAGCAGAUUGGAAGGAUGGUUAAUGAAUAAAGGUGUGUCUUAUUAUCAUGCUAGAGGUUUAUCUAUCCAUGUUAGAGAAUCUACCGAAAGUCAACCCAUCAAUUCGGUGGAAUGUAGCUGUUGUGGAUCGAUUGAACAUGAUGUUUAA